Molecule: messenger RNA, 930 nt
Organism: Ipomoea nil (Japanese morning glory)
Lineage: Eukaryota; Viridiplantae; Streptophyta; Magnoliopsida; Solanales; Convolvulaceae
Product: protein AF-9-like
Exons: 2
Coding region: 1-930 (309 amino acids)
Source: RefSeq, a predicted model, not a curated record
AUGACGGACUCUGACAGUCAAAACGCAUCAAUCGCGGAUUAUGACGAGGAGGUCGAGCACCUCAGUGACGAGGAGGUGGACAUCAUGUCCUACUCCCCCGAAGCUAUCUACCGACCGGCGCCAGCCCCCGAGCAGGCCGCCGCACAAGACACGUCGUCCAGCUCAUCCGGGUCGUCGAGCUCUAGCUCAAGCGGAUCGGGGAGCUCCGGCGAAGAAGAAGAAGAGGAAGGAACCACGUCGGGGAGACAAGGGUCUCCGACCGAAGGCGCUAGGGAAACGCCAACCCGGGUGGUUGGGGACCACCCGGAAGCCGUUGCUCGAGGAAGCGACCGGGAAAACACCCCCGAGCAAGCCGAGGAAGACACGGCCGGGCCGGCCGCACCAGCCACAGCGGAGUUCGAAUUCUUGAACAGCGAGAAUGUCGAACAACAAAUGAGCCGAUUGACCACAGGCGAGGCGGCUAGGAUUGCUGAAAGGCUCGCUCAAAAGGCCUUAAAGAAGAGCGACGAGGACCGGGCCCUGGCGGAGAAGGUUGCUCAUCGGGCAAUCGAGGAGGCCAAACAGCUGAAGGCUCAGCUUGGUAACCCGAGCGAGUUGGCGCAGGCGGUCUUCAAAGACAACAACUCGGGCUCGGCCUUCCUUACAGCAGCCCGGGGGACAAAGGUCGGGGAGGACCUGAUCCUCUCAUUCGGGCGGUGGGCCUUCAAGGCCGGGCAGCGGAAGAUGCUCGAGCGGGCUCGUACCCGGAUGGAGCAGGCUCUCGAGGGGGAGGACCUUCAGCUGGUUCUCUCGACGCUGCCCCCGGACUUGGCUGAUCCCGGUCCUUCUCCCUUCAGCCCCAAGGAGAAGACACCUGAGCAGGGCGGGUCCUCUGCGGCCGCCGCGAACGAGAAGGAAACGGCUGCUGGGGCUCGGGAAACGAAGAAGUAG